UUUCGGGAGCUGGCGCUGGUGAACGACGCGCCCUGCGCGGCCACCAUCAAACCCAUGGGAGCAGCACGCCACUUCCUGCGCGUGGACAAGGGGCACUUCCACCGCAUCCUCAAGGACGUGGAGGCCAACACGGUGAGGCUGAAGGAGCACGGGAAGGUGGUGCUGGUGCUGCAGAAGGACCUGCAGGGCGGGGGUUCCUCCGCCCGCUACUCCGUGGUGGCCGGGACGCCCGAGAAGAUCCUGGAGCACCUGCUGGAGUUCAUGAGGCUCGAUGCCACCCUCUACGACCCCGUGGACACCCUGCUGGGGGAUUUCCUGCUCACCUACACCGUGUUCAUGCCCAGCUCGCAGCUCUGCAGGGCUCUGCUGCACCAGUUCCGCUCGGAGCCGCUGGAGGGCUCGGAGCAGGACAAGGCGUCGUUCGCGCUGCUCAAGCGCCGCAAGAUCCUGCGCCUGGUGGGGCAGUGGCUGCUGCUCUAUGGGCGGCUCCUGCAGGGCGACCGCGGCACCACCGCCCUGCUGCAGAACCUGGCGGACCUGGCGAGCCGCGACCCCCGGCUGGGCGGGCUGGGGCAGGAGCAGGAGCGACGGCGGCCACGGGGGCUGGAGAACGGCGACGGCAGCGCGUCCCCCCAGCCCAAGGCACGGAGCUCGGGGUGCUGGCUCGGUGGGGCGGAGGAGGCGGCUGCGGACGGGGGCUGCGCCUUGAGAGCCCAGGACAAAGUGCCCUAUGAGAUCUACAGAGCCGACCACUCGUGCCUGGUGGCGGUGCUGCCCGUGGCCGCCUCGGUGCGGGAGGUGCUGCGGGCGCUGGCCCCGCGCCUGGGCGGGCCUGGCGAGCACGUCCUGGUCAGGGUGAACUCCUCCGGAGACAAGGUGGGGCUGCCCCCGGACGCCGUGGGGGUGUUCACGGCGCUGGGGCUCAACGAGCGGCUCUUUGCUGUGACCAUGGACGAGCUGGGCAGCCUGACCCCCCACCCCGAGCAGCUGGGCCCCCACGUGGGCUCCUCGGACACCCUGGAGCUGAUCAGCUCCAAGGACCUGGCGAGCCACCUCACGGACCACGACUGGAGCCUCUUCAGGAGCGCCCACCAGGUGGAGAUGAUCCACUACAUCGUGGGGCCGCAGAGGCUGCAGGAGGUGACCACGGCCAACCUGGAGCGGGUGCUGCGGCGCUUCAACGAGCUGCAGUUCUGGGUGGCCACCGAGCUGCUCCUGUGCCCGGACGUGGCGCGGCGGGCGCAGCUCCUGCGCAAGUUCGUCAAGGUGGCGGCUCACCUGAAGGAGCAGAAGAACCUGAAUUCCUUCUUCGCGGUGAUGUUUGGGAUGAGCAACACGGCCGUCACUCGCCUGGCCCGGACCUGGGAGAGGUUGCCCCACAAGGUCCGGAAGCUGCACUCGGCACUGGAGAGGAUGCUGGACCCCUCGUGGAACCACAGGGUCUACCGGCUGGCGGUGGCCAAGAUGAGCCCCCCCAUCAUCCCCUUCGUGCCCCUGCUCCUCAAAGACAUGACGUUCAUCCACGAGGGGAACCGCACGUGGGCCGAGAACCUCAUCAACUUCGAGAAGAUGCACAUGAUGGCAAAGACCGUGAGGGUCCUGCAGCGCUGCCGGGGCCACGCCCACCCCCCGCUGUCCCCCCUGAGGAAUCGCUCCCCGCACCGCCAGGAGGACCCCAAGGCCGUCAGGAUCUCCACCUGCUCGGAGCAGUCCCUGAGUGUGAGGAGCCCCGUGUCCACCUGGGCCUACCUGCAGCACCUGAGAGCCAUCGACAGCCAGAAGGAGCUGCUGAGGCUCUCCCGGGACCUGGAGCCCUGAGGGAGGGAGGGCCCGGGGCCCUGGGGCUGGGUGUGGGGCCCUGGAGAAGGAUGUGGGGCCCUGGAGAAGGAUAUGAGGUCCUGGAGAAAGAUAUGGGACCCAGAGCAGGGAUACAGACCUGGAGCUGGGAUGU
Molecule: messenger RNA, 1951 nt
Organism: Myiozetetes cayanensis
Lineage: Eukaryota; Metazoa; Chordata; Aves; Passeriformes; Tyrannidae
Gene: RAPGEF3
Product: Rap guanine nucleotide exchange factor 3
Exons: 18
Biological process (GO): positive regulation of GTPase activity; Ras protein signal transduction
Cellular component (GO): plasma membrane
Molecular function (GO): guanyl-nucleotide exchange factor activity
Source: RefSeq, a predicted model, not a curated record